Penicillium soppii is the source of this 2478-nucleotide messenger RNA. RefSeq lists its product as uncharacterized. Gene Ontology annotation, biological process: carbohydrate metabolic process. Gene Ontology annotation, molecular function: beta-glucosidase activity. Bases 1 to 2478 code for a protein of 825 amino acids. The transcript is spliced from 5 exons. NCBI's taxonomy places the organism in Eukaryota, Fungi, Ascomycota, Eurotiomycetes, Eurotiales, Aspergillaceae. The record is from RefSeq and is a predicted model, not a curated record.
AUGGAUCUCAAUUCGGUGCAAGAUCUCAAGAAUGUCUUGCGGCCGGACUUUUAUCAUGGGUACGCCACAGCAGCAGCCCAAAUAGAAGGUGCCUGGAAUAAAGACGGCAAAGGAGUGUCCAUAUGGGAUACAUUCGGACAUACGCCAGGCAAAAUCGCUGAUGGAAGCACAGCCGACGACGCCGUCCGGGCUUACGAUUUCUACCGCGAGGAUGUGGCGCUCAUGAAGUCAUAUGGUGUCAACGCCUACCGCUUCUCUCUAGCUUGGUCACGAAUCAUUCCCUUGGGGGGCCGCGAUGACCCCGUCAACGAGCAAGGCAUUCAGUUCUACUCCAAUCUCAUUGAUGAGCUUCUUAAAAAUGGAAUUACACCUUUUCUUACCCUCUUUCAUUGGGAUAUUCCCCAGGCCUUGGAAGACCGAUACGGAGGCAUGUUGAACCAAGAAGCAUAUACGCCUGAUUUUGUGCGCUAUGCUCGUGUUUGCUUUGAGCGUUUUGGUGAUCGUGUCAAGCAUUGGAUCACAUACAAUGAACCUGGUGUGUAUACCCUUGCGGGGUACGCAGCAGGUGUGCAUGCGCCUGGCAGGUCAUCUUUCCGAGAGCGCAAUGCCGAGGGCGAUUCAUCUACUGAGCCAUUCAUUGUUGCACACACCGAGCUCGUGUCGCAUGGCCAUGUAUCAAAGCUGUACCGAGAAGAGUUCCAGCCUCAGCAAAAGGGUACCAUUGGCAUUACUUUGCACGGGAACUGGUCUGAGGCUUGGGACGAAGAGGACCCACGCGAUCAAGAAGCUGCUGAACGAGCACGCGAAUUUGAGAUUUCCUGGUUUGCGGAUCCAUUAUACAAGACGGGCGAUUAUCCUGCAUCAAUGCGGGCACAAUUGGGGGAUCGGUUGCCGAAGUUCACGGCCGAGGAAUCCCAACUUGUACUGGGUAGCUCGGAGUUCUACGGGAUGAACAGCUAUACAACCUUUUUCGUGAAGCAUACAACUACGCCACCAGAUAUUAAUGACCAUAAAGGAAAUGUGGAUAUUCAUGAUGAGAACAAGCAGGGUGUGCCUCGCGGCGAGGAAAGUGAUACUCCUUGGCUGCGAGCUGCGCCUGGGGGUUUCAGGAAAUUAUUGAACUGGAUAUAUAAGCGGUACCAGACACCUAUUUAUGUCACUGAGAAUGGAACUACGGCAAAGGGUGAGAUCGCGCCCACCCCUGAAGUCCUCGAUGAUCAAUUCCGCAUCAAAUUCUUCGAGGGAUAUGUUGGAAAUGCGCUGGCACGGGCUGUAAAGGAAGAUGGAGUUGACAUUCGCUCUUAUUUUGCUUGGACAUUCACUGAUAACUGGGAAUGGGCCGCUGGAUAUGCGGAUCGUUUCGGUUCAUUUAUUGCAAUCGCCAAAAUGCUGUCUGAAAAUGAUCCGAUCAAGCUCACACUCAAGGGGACUCCUCAAGAAAUCGGAUUUCAGCAUGGUCGCGCGUUGAGUGAACAAAUUCGCAGCCAAAUAUCUAUCUACGACAUCAUGUUUCAGCAAACUUCAGCACUGACCUGGAAGGAUGUGCGCGAAGUCGCAAAGGAGUUUCAGCCAACAUUACAGAGGUUGACGCCGCAUCUGCUGGUAGAGAUGGAAGGAAUUGCCUCGGGUGCUGAUCUAGAUGUGCUUGAUAUUAUAGCCCUCAACUGCCGAAGUGAGAUCGCGCUGGGCAAGUUCUCUGAUGGCUGCACGACCCUGUGUUGGAAGAGAAGCGAAGGAGCACGAGUUCUCUCGCAAAAUUGGGAUUGGACGGCCACCGUCAAGAAGAAUCUUGCCAUGGUUUCGAUUGAGGAGGUUGGAAAGCCUACUAUCUAUAUGGUAACCGAGGCAGGAAUUGUUGGCAAGAUUGGGUUCAAUUCCAGUGGUGUGGGAACUUGUCUCAAUGCUAUCCGUGCAAAGCCCAUGAUGAGUAGCAAGCUACCAAUCCAUGUUGCGCUCCGGUUGUGUCUAGAGAGUACAUCUGUUCAAAGCGCCGUGACAACCCUUGAGUCUCUAGGCGGGGUUGCUUCCGCUCAGCACAUUCUCUGUGCAGACUAUACAACCAGUCUCGGACUUGAGUUGUCCCCGGUUGGAGACAAACAUAUCACCGAGAAUGAAUUAGGAAUGAUCGGUCAUACCAAUCAUUUCAUUGAGAAUCGCUAUGUUGAUGAGCCACCGUGGUUAUCUGGAUCGCCUAUCCGGCUGAAGCGACUGGGAGAGUUGACACAGGAGCUUGUUCGGAUUGGCGUUAAGGGUGAUAAUAUCACCGCGAAUUUGCUAAGAGAAUCUAUUUUCUCUGAUACAUAUAAUCUGCCACAAGCGAUAUGUUGCCAGGAAGAUCCCUUGCGACCUAUAUCUAGCAGGAGCAGCUCUUUGUUUAACAUUGUUAUGAACUUGGACCCGCAGAAUCUAGGAGCAGAGGUGGUCUUUGGUCGGGUGGGAUCUGGGGAAGAAGGCCCGGUGUUGAAAAUGCCUUGGUAA